AUGGUGAGAGUCAGCGUCCUGAAUGACGCUCUUAAGAGCAUGUACAACGCCGAGAAGCGGGGUAAGCGGCAGGUCCUGAUCCGGCCAUCUUCCAAGGUGAUCAUCAAGUUCCUCCUGGUCAUGCAGAAGCAUGGUAUGCCCCACACAUCUCGUCUUCUUUUUUUUUUCUUUUUUUCUUCUCCCUAAUAUUCUAUAUUAUCAUCGUCUUUGAUUUCAUCCUUCUCCUCUGGCGGGUUCCUCAGGAUACAUUGGGGAGUUCGAGUAUGUGGACGAUCACAGGGCUGGUAAAAUCGUGGUGGAGCUGAACGGCCGACUGAACAAGUGUGGUGUCAUCAGCCCUAGAUUUGACGUGGGGGUCAAAGAGAUCGAACCGUGGACUGCAAGGCUGCUUCCCUCGCGGCAGGUCAGCGCUCUUGUCUAGGAUCCAAUUGAUUUUAUAAUCGAUUUUUUUUUUUUCUGAUCUUGCUUCUUUAGUCAGCUAAUGAACAGCAGAGUUAUGAUUUAUUUAUUUUCUUUUUCUUUCUUCAAAAUGGGCAGUUUGGGUAUAUUGUGCUGACGACGUCUGCGGGCAUCAUGGACCAUGAGGAUGCCAGGAGGAAGAAUGUCGGUGGCAAGGUCCUCGGGUUCUUCUAUUAG
This is a messenger RNA of Spirodela intermedia, 636 nucleotides long. The record is from the annotation of a GenBank genome assembly. NCBI's taxonomy places the organism in Eukaryota, Viridiplantae, Streptophyta, Magnoliopsida, Alismatales, Araceae.